CUACAUAUAUAAACCUGACUCGAAUGCAGUCAUGAAACCAUCAGCCACGCUAAAAUAUAAUUCAAUGUCUACUUUAUGUAUUGGUUCAACUCAUAUUUAUCAUAAUGCUCUUAGGCUUUCAACCACUUCUCGAAGUCCUCGGCGUUUGGCAUGGACAUCAGUGAAGACCAAAACGGUUGCUGCUACUGUUGACACUCUUCGAGGCUCAGCCAACUAUCAGCCUUCUCGUUGGGACCACGAAUUCCUUCUUUCGCUCGAGAAUAUAUAUGUGAAGAGAGCAAAUUGUGUGAGAGAUAGAGACUCUCUAAAAGAAAAGGUGAGGAAGGUGCUUGAUGAGACGACGACUCCUCUUGAGCAAUUGGAGCUAGUUGACAAAUUACAGAGACUUGGGGUCUCAUAUCAUUUUGAGAGUAAGAUUGACAACAUUUUAACGGAUUUUUAUCAUAAUAAUGUAAGAGAAUGUGGCAAAGAAGAUUUACAUGCCACGGCACUCAAAUUUCGACUACUUAGAGAACAUAGUUUCAAUGUCUCAGAAGGCAUAUUUGAUGUGUUCAUCAACAAAAUAGAAGAUGGUACCUUCGAGAAUGAUGAUAUAAGAGGGCUCAUCUCUGUAUACGAAGCAUCGUAUCUUGCAACAAAAUUGGAUACAAAAUUGCAUAAAGUCAUUAGGCCUUAUGCAAACCAACAACUAAGAAAAAUCAUAGAUAGCCCUGAUCAUAAUACUUACGAUGUAAAUGUCCUUGAGAUGGCCGUUGAAGCACUAGAGAUGCCGUACCAUUGGAGAAUGAAAAGGCUAGAGACAAGACGGUACAUAGAUGCGUACAGUAAACAUGAUGUCUUGAUCGAAUUCGCCAAGAUCGACUUCAAUAUCGUACAAGCUGUUCAUCAAGAAGAACUCAAAUACCUCUCAAGCUGGUGGAAGGAGACAGGCUUGAGUAAUCAACUUCACUUUGCAAGGGACAGAAUAGUAGAGAAUUAUUUUUGGACUGUUGGACAAAUCCAAGAGCCUCAAUUUGGAUACGUUCGACGAGUAAUGACCAAAAUAAAUGCACUUAUUACAACCAUCGAUGACAUCUACGAUGUCUAUGGCACUCUUGAUGAACUUCAACAAUUCACUGCCAUCGUUGAAAAUUGGGAUGUAAAUCGGCUUGAUGAACUUCCCGAGUACAUGAAGCUGUGUUAUCUUGUAUUAUACAAUGAAACAAAUAGCAUUGGCCGUGAUAUUCUCAAAGAUAAAAAUAUUAAUGUGAUCCCUUUCCUAAAAAAGUCGUGGGGAGAUUUAUGUAAAGCAUAUCUAGUUGAAGCAAAGUGGCACAAAAAGAAACACAAACCAAGUGUUGAAGAGUACAUGCAAAAUGCUUGGAUUUCAAUAUCGGCCCCAACUUUAUUAGCCCACUUUUACUGCGUCUUUUCCGACAAAAUCUCUAGUCAGGUCUUGGAGACUUUGUCCCGACACCAACAACAUGUCGUCCGAUGCUCUGCAAUCGUGUUUCGCCUAGCCAACGACCUUGGAACUUCGCCGGAUGAAUUGAAAAGAGGUGACGUUCUCAAAUCGGUCCAGUGUUACAUGAAUGAGACAGGAGCUUCGGAAGAAAAGUCACGUGCGUACGUGGAAGACAUGAUCAGCAACACAUGGAAUGAGAUGAAUAACGAGAUAAUUUCACAUGACUCAUCGUUACUUCCACGGGGUUUUGUGGAAGUUGCAAUAAAUCUAGCACGCAUGUCGCAAUGUAUGUAUCAAUACGGUGAUGGCCACGGCUCUCCGGAGAAAGCAAAGACUGUUGAUCGUAUCUUGUCUACAUUAGUUAAUCCCAUUCCCUUAGACUAACUUACAUAUUGCAUUAAAAUUAUGUUUAGCAUGCGAAUGCACAUCCCCGUUAUUUUA
Molecule: messenger RNA, 1885 nt
Organism: Brassica napus (rape)
Lineage: Eukaryota; Viridiplantae; Streptophyta; Magnoliopsida; Brassicales; Brassicaceae
Product: beta-myrcene/(E)-beta-ocimene synthase 2, chloroplastic
Exons: 7
Coding region: 32-1828 (598 amino acids)
Biological process (GO): diterpenoid biosynthetic process
Molecular function (GO): magnesium ion binding; terpene synthase activity
Source: RefSeq, a predicted model, not a curated record